UCAAUUAAAAGAGUUCGUAAACGGACAAAACCGCUCCCUCCUGUUCCAAAUGCUGUUGAAGAGCUUGAAAUUCCAAAAGAAUUUCAAUUUUAUAUUCGAGGUGAAGGAUGUGAAUUCGAAAAAUUUCUUCUUGCUGAUUCUGGAAUGUUUAAAUUAGAAAAUGAUCAAACAAAAGAACACAGGUGUCUUUUAAGAAAUUAUUUUUGAAAAUAAUUUUUUAGAAUUUUAAUAUUUUCGAAAGCUUCUAAUGUAACUUGGGCUAAUUCAAUGUAUGAAAUAUUUGCUGAUGGUUCUUUUGCUGUUGCUGUAGUUCCUCCACCUUUUGUUCAAGUUUAUGCUUUACUUACAAGGAGAGGCAAAUGGAUAUUUCCUAUUGCCUAUUGUCUUCUGACGGGCAAAACUCGUGGUAUUUAUGAGAAAAUGUUUCAAAUGAUUAUAACUGAAUGGCCUGAUUUUAAUCCAACAUUAAUGUCAUUAGAUUUUGAUCAACCAAUUAUUGAUGCUGUUAAAACAAUUUUUCCAAAUAUUCGACUUAAUGGAUGUCUUUUCCAUCUUUUUCGUAAUAUUCGAAAACGUCUUGCAGAGGAAGAUUUAAUUCAGAAAUAUCGAAGUGAUCCUGUUUUUGCUGAAUGUGUAAGAAUGUUUACUGGACUUGCUUUUGUUCCUGUUCCACAUUUAACUAACGCAAUUCAACAUUUGAAUGCUGCUAUAUUGCCUGAGCUAGACCAAUUUAUCGGAUGGUUUUUGCUCAAUUAUACUGGUGUACCACUUCCUGAUGGAACUCUGACUCGUGCAAAAUUUCCAAUAGAAUUUUGGAAUGUUUAUGAUAGACUUAUUUAUGAUGUUGAAUAUAUUAAUGUUGAAUCAGCAUAUCGCCGUUUACAUACAAUAUUUAGUUGUGCAAACCCAAAUAUUUGGCGAUUUAUUGAAGUACUUCGAACUGAGCAGCGCGGAAGAGAUGCUGAUUUUGAACGUUCUUUAAUGGGAGAAGACCCUCCACCAAAAAAGAAAAGAUAUAUUAUUACAGAAAGACGAAUAAUGAAUUUAAUUGAAAGGUUUGAUCCAAGGAAUAUUACUGAAUUUUUGAGAGGUAUUGCUCAAAGUACAGUGGAUCAAUAA
Messenger RNA from Meloidogyne enterolobii, 1119 nucleotides. The record is from the annotation of a GenBank genome assembly. NCBI's taxonomy places the organism in Eukaryota, Metazoa, Nematoda, Chromadorea, Rhabditida, Meloidogynidae.